AUGUCUAACAGAAACAAUAACAAGCUGCCCAGCAACCUGCCGCAGUUACAGAAUCUGAUCAAGCAAGAUACGCCAGCCUACGUCGAGGAGUUGCUACAGCAGUAUAAUCGCUACAAAUCCAAUGUGGAGAUUUUCAAAUUACAACCAAACAAACCUAGCAAAGAACUGGCAGAACUGGUGUUGUUUAUGGCACAGAUUGGUCACUGAUAUCCAGAACAUUUAAGUAAUUUUCCUCAAGAGCUGAAAGAUCUUCUCUCCUACAAUCACACUGUCUUGGAUCCAGAUCUUCGAAUGACUUUAUACACACAUAUUGUCACUGAUAUCAAGAAUAUAAAUGCAAAACACAAAAACAAUAAAGUGAAUAUAGUGUUGCAGAAUUUCAUGUACACCAUGUUAAGAGACAGCAAUGCAACUGCAGCCAAGAUAUCUCUGGAUGUGAUGAUUGAACUCUACAGAAGAAACAUCUGGAAUGAUGCCAAAACUGUCAAUGUGAUCACAACUGCAUGUUUCUCUAAGGUCACCAAGAUAUUAGUUGCUGCUUUGACAUUUUUCCUUGGGAAAGAUGAAGAGGCGAAACAGGACAGUGACUCAGAAUCUGAGGAUGAAGGACCAACAGCAAGAGACCUGCUAGUGCAAUACGCCACAGGGAAGAAAAGCUCCAAACACAAGAAAAGGUUGGAAAAGGCUAUGAAAGUGCUCAAGAAACAAAAAAAGAAGAAAAAACCAGAGGUCUUUAACUUUUCAGCUAUUCAUUUGAUUUAUGAUCCCCAAGAUUUUGCAGAAAAACUACUAAAGCAGCUCGAGAGCUCUACGUAGAGGUUUGAGGUGAAAAUGAUGCUCAUGAACCUCAUCUCCAGAUUGGUGGGAAUUCACGAGCUUUUUCUCUUUAACUUCUAUCCAUUUGUGCAAAGAUUUCUGCAGCCCCACCAAAGAGAAGUAACAAAGAUCCUUCUGUUUGCUGCCCAAGCAUCUCAUCACUUAGUACCCCCACAGAUCAUUCAGUCAGUGCUCAUGACUGUGGCCAACAAUUUUGUCACCGACAAGAACUCUGGGGAGAACAUGACAGUAGGAAUCAAUGCUAUAAAAGAGAUAACAGCUCAAUGUCCUCUAGCCAUGACUGAAGAACUUCUCCAAGACCUGGCUCAGUAUAAAACACACAGAGAUAAGAAUGUGAUGAUGUCUGCUAGAACUUUGAUUCAGCUCUUCCGAACACUGAAUCCUAAGAUGUUGCAGAAGAAAUUCCAGGGUAAGCCUAUGGAGUCCUCCAUAGAAGCAAGAGUGCAAGAAUAUGGAGAAUUAGAUGCUAAAGAUUACAUUCCAGGAGCAGAAGUUUUAGAAGUUGAAAACGAAGAGGAUGCUAAAAACGAUGAAGAUGGGUGGGAAAGUACCAGUCUCAGUGAACCCCAGUGCUCCGAUGAUGAGUGGGUUGAUGUACACUACUCUUCUGAUGAAGAACAGCAAGAAAUAUCCAAGAAGCUCAACAGCAUGCCCAUGGAGGAGCGGAAAGCCAAAGCUGCAGCCAUUAGCACGAGCCGAGUUUUAACUCAGGAAGACUUCCAGAAAAUCUGCAUGGCCCAAAUGAGGAAAGAACAUGACACUGCCCCAGGGAAAGCCCAAAAGAGGAAAUACAUUGAAACUGAUGGUGAUGAGGAGCCCAGGGGUGAGUUACUUUCUCUUCGGGACAGUGAACGCCUUCAUAAGAAGCCAAAGUAUGACAAGGAGACAAAACUAGCCACGGCAAUGGCUGGAAAGACAGACCAAAAAGAAUUUGUGAGGAAGAAAACCAAAAUGAACCCAUUUUCCAGUUCCACAAAUAAAGAGAAGAAAAAACAGAAGAACUUUAUGAUGACGGGAUAUAGCCAUCAUGUCCAGUCAAGAAACAAACGUUCCUUCCGAGAAAAGCAGCUGGCACUAGGAGAUGCACUUUUGAAAAAGAGAAAAAGAAUGAAGUAA
Messenger RNA from Neomonachus schauinslandi (Hawaiian monk seal), 1953 nucleotides. Its product is annotated as protein SDA1 homolog. Gene Ontology annotation, biological process: ribosomal large subunit biogenesis; ribosomal large subunit export from nucleus. The record is from RefSeq and is a predicted model, not a curated record. Gene Ontology annotation, cellular component: nucleolus. NCBI's taxonomy places the organism in Eukaryota, Metazoa, Chordata, Mammalia, Carnivora, Phocidae. The transcript is spliced from 3 exons.